Messenger RNA from Cryphonectria parasitica EP155, 3192 nucleotides. RefSeq lists its product as uncharacterized. Bases 415 to 3192 code for a protein of 925 amino acids. The transcript is spliced from 6 exons. Lineage: Eukaryota; Fungi; Ascomycota; Sordariomycetes; Diaporthales; Cryphonectriaceae. The record is from RefSeq and is a predicted model, not a curated record.
CUGACUACACAUUUCUUAUUGCAUAGCGUAUUGUCAUUACUUGCGCUUUUCUGCCGAGGCCCAUCCCGAUUGUCCUCGCGCCUAUUCUUAUUCCCCUAUUUGCUUUUCCGUGUUUACAUCACCGCCUUUCCGGGAACAGCUCGAGGCAGAUCGAGCCCUCAACCCAUCACCAGUGGCCUUUCUCUCGUAUGCGAACUGAGACAGGAUCUUCGACGUCGCUCACGAGCCAGCACUGGUCCCGGGGGGCUGCCGCUUCAAAAGAACAUUCGGCCGGCUCGGACACCGACAGCAGCAGCAAGCAGAGAGCCCGCAUUAAAAAGAGGCAGCACGCAUGAAAACGCAAUGUCCCGAGCUUGAUCGACGGCCUCGUUGCUUUUCUGAACAAGACAUUCGUCGCACCGGGCCUGGUGCAGAAUGUCGGCGCCGUCAGACCAGCUGGAUCGAUCACCGUCACGCCAGCAAUCCAGCGCCAUCCGUGUCGUGCCGUACUCGCCUCCGCGCGCACGCAACUCCUCAGAGGCGGCUCGGCCGCAGGAAGAGUCGCAUGACUUCAGCAGCACCACAGACGAUAAUAACAACAGUAACAACGAUGGACGGGCCGAUCCGACGGUUGGGAAGACAACGACUGCUAGCAGUGAGAAUAGACGAUACUAUCCACCGGUGACACGUUCUGAGCGGCCACCUCCUCAACUGGCAAAACGACGGGAUGAUGCCGUUUCAGAAUGGAGGUCUGCUACAUUUCAAGGCACAUCGUUCGCCGAGCCACGAUAUGGCACAGCCGCCCCUGCGGUGACCCCUACUGUGGUCCCUGUCUCUCCUUCAUCCAAUGUUCUCCCCGGUCCCAGCGUACCUGGCAGCGGGCGUCGCCCCAGCUCCCGCCGGAGCAAAUUCGUCGCAGUCCUGAACGAGGACAAGACGUUCUCCCUGGUCCCACAACGUCCGAGGGAAUCGGAUCCGAAACCUUCACAGUCGUAUUAUCCUCCACGCUCCUCGUCAGGGUUGUCCGAAUAUGCUGGCCUGGGUCUUAGGUCCUCGCAGUUGCAUUCCUUCCCGACCACGCCGCGCGUCUCACAGGCCAGCUCGCACGAGGGUGUCUCCUCUUAUGCGUCCAGCCAUUAUGAUCGGCCCAGCUCAUCUCUGGCGGAGACCAUCCCCGACCGCAGCCUGACGCCUGCCACACCUGUGCCUUCUUCUCCCGGUUCCUCCUACCAAGAGACCAUAACUGAGCAUCCUGCUGUUGUCGAACCUUCUCUCAACACCCCGUCUUGGAUCGGCCGCAUGGUGGGGGGUUUGCGUAGGUUUCAGCCACAUCAGGACUCAAUCGGGUCCCUUGAAUCAGCACAAUCGUCGACGUCUGAUAAUCCUAACUACCGAGUCUACGGACCCAGCAGCCCUGUUCUUUCACCGGUCCCAGAGUCUCCCGCUCCGGCAGAGGACACACGCGAGCUCAGACCGGCAAAUUCUUUUCUCUCUGGAACCUCCAGCCUCGCCGAGUCAGCCAACUACGUGGUCUAUGGACAGAACAGCUCUGCUCUCAGCUCUGUAGAGAGUUUCAACCCGCCUUCUGAGUCCGGCUCAUUUGCGCCUCUCCUGGGCUCGCCGUCAGCCGCCGCUGGUCCGUCCGGUAUUGUUACUGCUGCCGAGCCAAACUACGUUGUUCUCGGAGAACCCACGCCCGAGCCAUCUCGCGAGGCCAGUCCUAACUCUGCCGAGUCCGGAGGUACUGUUGUUCGACGCCCGCGCGAGGAGUACUCACAAGAGAGCUUGGUGGUAUCGCCUUUGAGGCCUCGCAGAGCGUCUCUUGAAGGGUUCGGAUACUUCACAGCCAGGUCGAGAACCAAGUCAAAGGAGGACCUCCGAACAAAGAAGCCGCUGAAGUCGACAAAAUCAUCCAUCUCGUCUAUCAUCAACGAGGAGGCGUCCGAGGAUUUUCUCGCCACCCAGGCUUAUCUGGAUGCGCCGGCUGGCGAACAGCUCGACGAGCAGCGGGAGCGGGAGCGCCAGCAGAGGGAGGCAGCUGAGUGGGACAGCCCAGUGGUGGCACCAGACUCAGAGGGCCCCAUGGCACUGCCGACGACACCGCACCAGUGGAGUUCCCAGCUCUCGACGGUGCAGUCGGAAUCGGAGCCCGAUAGCUCCAGCGGAACUCGCAACUCCUUCGGAUCGAUAUCGGUCCCGGGCAGCCAUGGCAGCCACGACAGGCGCAGCAGCCGGGGCUGGAGCUCCCACAGCAGGCAGAUGCUCAGCAUCUCUUCAUCACUGGCUGCCGAGCUCGAGGCUGCCUCGCGGUCCAGAUCUAACUCCAACUCGCAGCCUGGCUCCCUCGAGAAGCCGAGCCCCUCUUACCGCCCGCCGUAUCGCGGCAUGAUCCGGGAUCACGAUGAGGACGGCGACGGCCUCGGGGAGCUUCACCAGAUCAGCCCCAGACCGUCGCGGUCGAGGCUCUCUGAGCUGUUUGCCCAUGGCAACCAUUCCGAGAGGAACCUGCACUCGUCUGCGAGCAUGCGUUCCUUUAGCAACACCAUCCCCCUUUGGGCCAAGGUCUACUACGGCAGCGGAGAGCGCAAGUUCCUCAGGUCGACGUCCAUCUCUAGCAUGUCCGACCUGAGCAGCCGUCCCGGGUCGAUGCUACACCACAGCGCAUCCCCCCUAUCUGAGGAUUAUCCUCAGGGCAUCUACAGCCCUCGGCGGAGGCCCAAGGAGUAUGGACAAGACGGCCGGCGGACAUCAAGGGUGGGAAGCAUGGAGAUCGGAGCCGAUUCCACCAACGACGAGUUCGGGUUCCGGAGGAGCAUACGGCGGAUGACCUCAAGCCUGUGGUCCCCCCCACCUGCGGCGAGAUGUCCGCGCGCGCUACACGAUCUGGGACACGCCCUCGGUGGCCUGGUGGUACUCUUUGUGUUCGGCUUCAUCUUCCCGUUCGCCUGGAUGAUUGGUGCCGUGCUGCCGCUGCCGAAGCCCUCGCCUCUCGCCAUGGUGCAGAGAGACUCGAGCUACAGCGACCUCGCGGUGCGCACCCGUUCCCACGAGUUCGACCGCCACAUCGAGUCGGUCGACGAGCUCCGCUACGAGAACGCCAAGUGGUGGCGCAUGCUCAACCGCUGCAUGUCAUUCGUCGGGCUCCUCAUCAUCGGCGCUGUCGUAGGCCUGGCAGUGGCUGCUGUCAAGGAGGGAUGGACCUCUGGGAGCUGA